GCGUGUAAACCGGAAGUAUCCGCGUUUCGCGCGUAGUGCAUUAUGGGCCGGUGGCCGGCGGAUCGCUGAGCGAGUGAUCUGAGCCUGUCGGUGAGGAUGUGAGUGGGAUCUGACGAUAUUAUGAUCGCCAGGAGCUGCUUUAUUUCAUAUAACAGUCAGCCUCAUAUGUGAGGGAUCCGCAGUGAUGUCCUCUAAUCAGGGCUCGUCUCCGAUCCCUCAGUCCAGCGGGGGCACCAGCGAUGGACUCUUCCGGAAGCCCAGGGACCCUUCGACGGCCCCCAGACACUAUCGAACGCCGCGCUCCUUACCGGACGUCUGCCCUAAAGAGCCCCCCGGUGAGGGUCGUGCUCUCUGUGACGGGCCGUCCGUUGUGGUUGACCAGCACCGCUGGACUGUGUAUAACUCUAAAGUGAACCUCCCCGCGGCCCUGAACGACCCCAGGCUGGCCAAGAGAGAGUCAGACUUCUUCACUAAGACGUGGGGCCUGGACUUCACCGAGACUGACGUCAUGCCUUCAUUCUACCUGCCCAACAUCAGCCGAGAACACUUCAGCUCCUACCUGCAGGAGAUGGCUCAGAGGGAGAAGAUUCACGAGCGCUGUAAGAACAUUUGCCUGAACAAAGACGAUCUGUCAGUGCAAACAACAACAAACAAUCAACGUACCAUUCAACUAACUCAUAAAAAUACCAGAGCGGAACUGGAGCAGGUGCCCAAGAUCUUCAUGAAGCCUGAGUUUGUGCUGAAUGACCCAGCCACGUUUAACGCCGUGUUGCCGUGGUCUCACUUCAGCGUCGCCGGGGGCAAGAACAGCCGAGAUGUUGCGUCGUCACGGUUACUGCAGGAGAAGUUGAGUCACUAUCUGGACGUGGUGGAGGUGAGCAUCGCUCGGCAGAUCUCGCUCCGCUCCGAGGCUUUUUUUCACGCCAUGUCGUCGCAGCACGAGCUCCAGGACCGUCUGCGAGAGACGGCCGAUGCUGUGGCCAAGCUCCGCGCGCGCACCGCCGCCAUCGACCGCGUGAUGUGCCGCGGGCCGCUGCGAGUGCUGCGAGACGCUCUGACCCGAAACAACUGCAUUAAGCUACACAAUAAACUGAAGCUGAUGGCCGCCGUGCACCAGACGCAGCCCACGGUGCAGCUGCUCCUCUCCACCUCAGAGUUCGUGGGGGCGCUGGAGCUCAUCGCCACCACCAAAGAAGUGCUGCAGCAGGAACUGCAGGGGAUUCACAGCUUCAGACAUUUGGGUUCUCAGCUCUGUGAGAUGGAGAGGCUGAUCGAUAAGAUGAUGGUGGCCGAUUUCUCCACGUACACUCAGAGCGAUCUCAAUCGAGCCUUUGAGGAGGACAGUCAGGUCCUGGAGAAGGAUCGUUUGCAGUCUCUGGUCUUUGGCCUGUUGAGACAGAGGAAGCUGGAUUUCCUGGACAUCUACAGCGAGGAGAUGAUCCGAGCCGCCAAGAACAUCGUUCGACAGUGUGUUGUGAAGUCUGUGUUGCAGAUCAGUGAGAUCGAUGCAGACACUGUCAAAUUUCAUGAGCAGAUGCGCUUGAUGACGUUUCCUCAGUGGUUUGAUCUGCUGCUGGAUAUUUUUGAACACUUCAUCCUGUUCCUCAAGAGGAUCAAGGCUACGCUCAGCAUCAUCCGCAACAUGGUGCUGGAGGUGCUGGACAGCAGUCAGAGGAGUCGGCUAGCAGACGUUUCCUCUGCAACCAAUCAUUCUGACGGCAGGACCAAUGAGGAGGAAGAGGAGGCGGAGUCUGGAGGCCCCGCCCUUCAUUCAGGAGAGGCGGAGCUCGCGUAUCUCACUCACGAGGGGCUGUUCAUCAGUGAUGCGCUGAAUGAAGCGGAGCAGCGUAGUAACGCAGCAGCACAUGCGCAGCUGAGAGCACAGACGCACACAGAGACCUGCGGGAGCGACUCGGCCUCCGCAACGACCGAAUCUUCCUCCAGCAGGGAACACAACUCCAACACUACCUCCUCCCUGCCCAUAGGGGGCGCUGCUGUGAUUAGUGAGGACGUCAUGCCGUCCGAUCUGGAGUUGAGCCGGGUGGCCAAUAACGUUCAGGAGCUGCUGUACACGGCGUCAGACGUCAGUCACGACCGCUGCGUCAAAGUGCUCAUGACCCGAGCCAAGGACGGCUCUCUGGAGCGCCUGAGCUCGUCAGAGUUUGUGUGUUUGAGUCAAGCGGUGGAGUCGUUCGUCAGAGACACUGAAGAGCUGUGCGGCCGGCGCAGCAUGAGCCUGAGGGGGGCGCUGCAGAGUCAGGCCAACCGCUUCGUGCAGCGCUUCCACGAGGAGCGCAAGACUAAACUCAGUCUGCUGCUGGAUAAUGAGCGCUGGAAGCAGGCCGAGGUCCCGGCUGAGUUUCAGGAUCUGGUCGACUCCAUCGCUGAUGGACGCAUCACGCUGCCUGAGCGCAAACCCACAGGGUGUGAGGACAGGAAGCCCAGUGAGUUUCUGUGUGUCGACGGGCAGAAGUACGCUGUGGUCGGGACGGUGCUGCUGCUGAUCCGGAUGUUUCUGGAGUACUGCCAGUGUGUGAACGACAUUCCCUCCAUCACCACUGACAUCCUCACGCGCCUCGCUGACCUGCUCAAGCACUUCAAUUCUCGCAGCUGUCAGCUGGUGCUGGGGGCAGGAGCUCUGCAGGUGGUGGGCCUGAAAACCAUCACCACCAGAAACCUGGCUCUGGCGUCCCGCUGUCUUCAGCUGGUGGUUCACUACAUCCCUGUGAUCAGAGCGCACUUUGAGACCAGACUGCAGCCCAGACAGUACAGCAUACUGAGACACUUCGACCACAUCACCAAGGACUAUAACGAUCACAUCGCAGAGAUCUCUGCCAAACUUGUGGCCAUCAUGGACAGUAUGUUUGAGAAGGCUCUGUCUAAGUAUGAGGUGAAGGCGCCGAUGCCGUCUGCGUGUUUGCGUAACGUGUGUAAACAGAUGGCCAAAAUGCACGAGGCCAUUCAUGAGCUGUUACCGGAGGAGCAGACGCAGAUGCUGUUCCUCAGGAUAAGCGCCAGCUUUAAGCUGCAUCUGAAGAGACAGUUAGCGCGACUGGGAGUCGGCAAUGAUGGUGGACCUCAGUAUGGGCUGGUGAUGGUGGACGUGGCGUUUUACUCGGAGAACGUGCAGGCUCUGCGCUCUCUGGAGCAUCUGGACUUAAACAUGCCGGAGAUCUGGGAGCAGAAAAGGUGAUGACGGGCAGCUCGUCCGGGCCAAUCAGGCCUCUCCGUCACGCCGACCAUCACGGUGACCAGCUCCUGUAUCUGAGGAGGACGUGAGGUCAGUGGAUGAAGAGACUCAGGACUCGAGGUCUUGUGUGUUUUAGUACCUCGUGACACCGCCGCCUCCUCCUUCCCCAGUGACAGACCCGGAGCCUCUCCUGUGAUGUAGAGACUUCUGUACUAACAGGACGUGCCCCGGAGGUACCGACAGAUUUCUUGUGGAGACCAAAUCAGGACAAGCUUGAGUGUUUGGAUUUGUGGGGGAUAUGUUUUUUGUUGUCGUAAAGCGGAGACGCGUCCUCAGUGCCUCCUUCAGUACCGCCACUACAGUGCAUCUUUCCAUUUGUGUGCAGUUCUGUCUGAUUAUUAUUAUUAUUAUUAUUGCUGAAUUAUUUAAUCACAGUCAGAGGAAUCAAGGAAUGGUUAUUUAUUUUAAUCAGUUUGUUGUUGAUUGAUCAAUCAUGUUUUGUUUUUUUCACAUAAAGCUUUCCGGUGAUAGCGGCCGGUUGGAGAACCACAGCUAAGAAGGGUUUUAAACACAUUUUGCUGACUUGUUCUCUGAUUUUCCACCAGUAUAUAUAUAUGAUUUUAAUGCUGCUCUUGGUUUUCACGUUCAGGGUCGCUGAGUUGAACUAUUAAAACUUUAAAGGGUUAAAGGUCAAGUAUUGCCGUCCGUGUUUAUCGGGAGAAUCUGACUGUUUAAAUGAAGUCUGCUUUAUAUGGUCUACAUGAAGAAGAUCUUUCGUACUUCAACAAAAUCAGAUAAAGCCUUUGACGUCAAUCAGCUUUAAUCAGAACUAUUGAAGACAUCGGUUACACUGACUUCCAGAACCCUAUUGUACUAAAUGAUGAAAAGGAAUUUAAAAUGAAGUUUAAAGUCAGAGUAGAAAUGAAGACGAGAAUCCUUCUGUGUUCUUGCCGAGGUGCAGCCAAGUCUGAAAAUGAAAGAGUUCUUCAUGAAGAGUCAUCAUUAUAACUUCUUGUCCAUGCAAACUAGAGCAUUAACUUGACUUCUCCAGCAUCCACAGUGUUACUGUCACCCUGUCUCUUCUCCAGUGCUGAUUUGAAUAAAUCGAGGCCUGUGAUUGGUUGUUGAGAAUGGAAAGUGUGUUUUUAAAUCACGUAUUGUUUUGCUGUGAGCUCUUAUCAUUGACGGUGGGUUUCUGUUUAGCACAAUCCAUCUGUCACACUAUUUAACACUCAUUCUGUCCGCUUCAGAAGUGCCUAACCUUUUAUUUGGUGGCAGAAACUUCUAACUCAAACUGUACACUUGUGGGCUAGUGUGUGUGUGUGUAUGCGUGAGAGUUUUGAGGGCCCUCGUUUUGGCAAAGAAAUAUACUGAUGAAGACUCUUGUGGCAUGCUUGACUUUUUAAAAUGUGGCACUUUUUAUUAUUAAUAAAGCCACAGUGAACAUUGA
Messenger RNA from Cyprinus carpio (common carp), 4640 nucleotides. RefSeq names its product vacuolar protein sorting-associated protein 54-like. The record is from RefSeq and is a predicted model, not a curated record. Gene Ontology annotation, molecular function: syntaxin binding. The transcript is spliced from 23 exons. Bases 185 to 3193 code for a protein of 1002 amino acids. Gene Ontology annotation, biological process: Golgi to vacuole transport; retrograde transport, endosome to Golgi. NCBI's taxonomy places the organism in Eukaryota, Metazoa, Chordata, Actinopteri, Cypriniformes, Cyprinidae. Gene Ontology annotation, cellular component: GARP complex.